AUGGCUGCACUUUCGAGCUCUGCCGGGGCGUCGAGCCCCGACCCGUUGAGCAAGCUCCACACCGAUGCUGGCUCUCUGCUCCACGAAGCCGAAUCGAAGCCCGAGUUCAAGCACGAGCAGGAUGAGGCCAAGCAGCGACGGAUGGCGAACCUGAUCGGGGACCAGAUGUCCGCACCCAUGACCAUCAACGAAAUCAAAGUCCACGGAGCCACCAACACCCGCACCACCUUCCUCGAGCCCAUCUUCCGCCCUCUCGUUGGCGAUGCCCAAAACUCUGGAUCUACCAUCGGCGAUGUGAUAGGGAAGCUGCGCGUCGCGAGCGCAAAGCUCGAUGGACUUCAAAUCUACAGCCCACAGCCUGAGCUCUUUCUCACAUCAGCUCAGCAAACUGAUCCCUCUACCUCCCCCAACGAUGUGAACGUCGACAUUCGCGUGCGAGAACUCUCCCGAUUCAAGCUCCAGACCGGUACCGAUGUCGGCAAUGGCGAGGGGUCCGCAUACGGUUCCCUCCUCUGGCGGAACAUGUUUGGUGGUGCUGAGAUGCUCACGCUCAAUGCAAAGGCUGGCACACGCACUCGAUCUGCGUACAGCGCUAACCUCAGCGCCCCGGUCAUGAGCAACCCGGACCUGAGGAUAUCGCUCGAGGGUUUGGCCUCGGCCGCUGAGAAGCCUUGGGCUUCGCAUGAGGAGGUGCUCAAGGGCGGUUCGGUUCGGUUCUCAUGGCUUAACGACAAGCGAGACACUCAUGCGGUGGAAUACUCUAGUGUAUGGCGACAGAUCACCGGCCUAACUACGACUGCGAGCCCAACGGUGCGGGCCGACGCAGGAGACACCAUCAAGAACUCUGUCAAGCAUACCUUCUACCGAGAAAGACGGGACAACCCACAACUCCCGCAGAGUGGCUACAUGGUCCGUUCCGGUCUCGAAUUUGCUGGCGUAGGCCCUCUAGCUGGAGACGUCGCUUUCUCCAAGGGCGAGUUUGAGAUUGGAGGUGCCGUUCCCGUGCCGAUCCCUGGCUGCUCCCAUCGGACGGGUAUCUCGGUUGGCGGAGGGCUCAGGCUGGGAAUGCUGUGCCCGCUUCCACUUGGCUACGAAUAUGACGCCAAGAUCCGCCCCAGCCGUCUUAAUGACCGCUUCCAGCUUGGUGGACCGACCGAUGUGCGCGGCUUCAAACUCGGCGGCCUGGGCCCCCACGAUGGCCAGGACUCUGUCGGCGGCGACGUCUUUGCUGCUGGAAGCGUCAACAUGCUUCUCCCUGUGCCAUACAAGGGUCCCGACUCCGGCCUUCGGUUCCAGCUCUUUGCCAACGGCGGCCGCCUCGUGGCGCUCAAGAGCAAGAGCAAGCCGAUCCCUGAAGGCGGCGUCCAGGGGAUCGACGCCUCAGCCGUGCGGAACGGCAUGGUAAACGCGGUGGGCGAGCUCCUCAACGGCGUUCCUAGUAUGGCCGCAGGCGCUGGCCUGGUGUACGCGCAUCCUGUUGCGCGGUUCGAGCUGAACUUCAGCUUGCCCCUGGCCCUGCGGAGGGGCGAGGUGUCGACCAAGGGGCUGCAGGUCGGCGUGGGAAUUAACUUCUUGUAG
This is a messenger RNA of Ilyonectria robusta, 1578 nucleotides long. Its product is annotated as surface antigen-domain-containing protein. Gene Ontology annotation, biological process: protein insertion into mitochondrial outer membrane. The transcript has 4 exons. Gene Ontology annotation, cellular component: SAM complex; outer membrane. The coding region runs from base 1 to 1578 and encodes 525 amino acids. The record is from RefSeq and is a predicted model, not a curated record. Lineage: Eukaryota; Fungi; Ascomycota; Sordariomycetes; Hypocreales; Nectriaceae.